Cladocopium goreaui is the source of this 936-nucleotide messenger RNA. The record is from the annotation of a GenBank genome assembly. Lineage: Eukaryota; Dinophyceae; Suessiales; Symbiodiniaceae.
AUGGCAAGCAGGCUGUCCAGAACAGGGCAUGAGAAUCGAUUUGUGAAUUCUUUGUCCGAUUAUGGUUUAGCUGCAGAAAUACCUUUGAGCUUCGUGGAUGUGGGCUUGAAGGAGACCCACCCGAUCCUAUCGAUCAAAGAUACCAUUCAGUGUUUGGACGAUGCUGGGAAACUUGAUAUCCUGUUUCAAGGAAAUGGAACCAGGAAAAGAAAAAGCACGGAAGAUGUUCCAGGAUGCAAUAUGAUUGGCAAUUCAAUUGUUACAAGAAUCCUGUGGAGUGUCAUGCUGGCCCGGGUCUAUGGUGGAAAGCGAAAGAACAAACCGUUGCUCAAAAUGAUUUCACACCUUUCCAUGGAGUUAUCGGAAGCCUUCCAUCAAGGAAUCCAACUGAAACAACACCAUUUGGGCAGGAUCUACUUGGUCCCCAUAUCAAUGAAAGGGGAUUGGCCAGCUUUGGCUAAGAUUGGCUCUCUGACACGCCAUUUUGGCAGACUGGUCACUUCAGGGAAAUCUGUGGGAAAAGGCAUCUGCCAUUUAUGCCAAGCAGAUCGACCUGGCUUUGAAAACUGGCACAACCUGACAUAUGACAACAUGGUCAAGAUGCAUGACAAUGCACCAUUUCCCUGGACUGAGGAACCUUCUUUGGUCGCAGCAAUUCCUUUGAAUGAUUGCGAUAAGGCUGCCUUCUUUCGGUUUGACAUAUUUCAUGCUCUGCACAAGGGCUUCAUGGGAGACAUCGCAGCCAACGCCACGGUUUGCCUCUACGAUCAGGCGGUCUUCGGGGAUCUUUCGUUCGAGAACUUUUGUGAGGUUUGCUUUGCAGAGUUUAAAACUUUUUGUGCCAAAGAGUCCAAGACUCUUCACAUGUCUGGGUUGUCCCGGACACUACUGGGCUUUGGAACAUCAAGCGACUACCCAACGGCGAAACUUUGUUGA